AUGGCCGACCCUCCGAUUCCUUACGCCCUACGCCGCUGCGAUAGACACGCCUCGCGGAAGCGUCACUGCACUGUUGCCGCCGACUCCAGCUCUCCUGCGUCAUCAGAUCCUGCGCUGUUGUCGGCUGGCCGAGUCGAUUGGGAUCCAUUGACUAGCCAGGGGAGACUCGCUUCAAUCGUCGCCAGAGAGGAGGCCUGUUCGCAUCAACCUCGUCAGCAUGCUUUUGACGCAGUUCUUGAGCAUGGGGUCGGGGCCUGGGCGAGCUGUCGAAGAUGCAGUGCAACACGCUUGGCUCAACCUCGACUUCGACUUGGACGCCAAUCCUUCCGUGGACAACGAGGCAGGAUCAGUCAUUUCCGCCAGCCACCAAAUCCGCCUGCCCUCGCAACUCCAUUUCCCCAGCAUCACCACCGUCAGACGCCCCUCGACACACUCCUCCUAAGCCCAUCAAAUCCGCAGCUCAACAGCUCCAAUCCACACACAAUAGACUUCGCAUACCUCCAGCUAUCCCCAAAAGUUGUCGAGUGGCUCGUCCACAUCGACCUGUUCCUCUUCUGCUGGCUCAUGGUCUUCGUCGUCGUUUGCCUCCCCCGCCUCGACCUUGAAGCUCUCCUGGACUAUGCCGAGCCCAUCGCUGCGCUGGCUGAGAUUGCGUGUUCCGCGAGCCUGUGGCUUCCCCGGCCGGUUGAAGGGGUGAACGACAGGAAUGCAAGAGUAGUACGGUCAAUUCUAGGCUGUGGGAGUCGGAUGUGCCUGGUGUCUCCCGGCUUCCUGGCUCUCCUGGCCGAUGGAAAGGGUUGCGCUCUACAAUGUCGAAAGCUACGCUGCCUACAUCACGCCUCGCUCCUCUCGCUCUUCUCCUCUGAUCUCGAGCUGUCGCCGCCGAACCCUCGCAAGUCAGCGUCCGUCGGGGCCGGUUCGGGAGCACAAGUGGAAGGGUUGGGGCUGGUCAGAGCGUGGCAAACUUCGGUUACUGUUGGCCUCGCUGCUGCUGGCCUGGCGGCAUCUAGCUGGCUUCGGGGUGGGAUGGGUCUUGGCAUUUUGAACGGCUGA
Messenger RNA from Mytilinidion resinicola, 1053 nucleotides. RefSeq lists its product as uncharacterized. The record is from RefSeq and is a predicted model, not a curated record. The transcript is spliced from 4 exons. Lineage: Eukaryota; Fungi; Ascomycota; Dothideomycetes; Mytilinidiales; Mytilinidiaceae. Bases 1 to 1053 code for a protein of 350 amino acids.